AUGCCCAGUCAAAAAUUGGAAGGUUCAGCCCUUCCUCCCUCUCCACCUACUUCAUUAGAGGGAGAAUUCCACUCUACCUACCCACCUACAUACGGCCUGAUUGACAACAGCAUGGAGCAAUUUCCGAUGGCUGCAGAGUUUGACCCGAGCACCCCACCCCAGAUGCUAUAUGGCUCUCCACCGCAAUAUUACUCGCACAUUCCUACUUCACACCCGAUCCCAAUAAUGCCUAAUAACCAGGCUCAUACCCCACACAUCAUGGGGGCAGAUCUUCCAAUGAGGGUUCAAUCUGCAUCACCCCCAUACUCGCCGUCACCUUCUCGAAAAAGCUCAGCUAGAAGCAAAGCUAGAGCCAUUCGCUCCCCAAAAGAGAAGCGUGGCCGUAGCCACAGAAAUACUGCGAGUGGACCGAAGGCAAGGAUCGCCCUUCCAGGGCCUCUGUCCGAAAUUACCGCCAAUUUCGCAAAUGUCCCAGUCCGGGAUAUGGAGGCCCACGUGAACCGACCAACACCGACUCGGCUCGAAGAGGCCAGAGUGAGAGGGCUGAGCGGAAACAAGGCAGUUGCUCGCCCCAUGAAUGCCUUUAUGCUCUAUCGAUCUGCCUACACAGCUCGUUGUAAGGAGUACUUGGGCAUGGAAAACCAUCAAGAGAUUUCCAGGGCUAUAGGUGCGAGUUGGCGGCUGGAGUCGGCACACUUCAAAGACCAGUUCAACGAAUGGUCGCGCAUUGAGCGAUCAAACCAUGCAAUCGCUUUCCCCGGAUACAAGUUCCAGCCUAAAAAGGACACUGGAGUGGCGCGACGAACAGAAAUUGAACUUACUCCUCCUCGUUCUUCUGUCUCGGUGGCUGGUACUCUGGGUAGUCCUUCUGACUGGGAUGACCUUGAGCCUGAAUUCUCACUGGCACCACCCCACUUGCAUCGCCGCACACAGAGCUAUGAGAUCUCUAGCCGAUCUUCAACUCCAUUUGAUGGUUACCACCACCACCCACCAAUCCUCACAUCAAGCUAUCAUCCUAGCUGGAACACGAGCUUUCCCUCGCAGAGUCUCCCAGCCAGCUUGCCUACUAUCCACCCCGGCAUGCUACAAGACUCCAGCUUUGACAGCGACGUGAAAUAUGAUAUUCACGGACUCCAGGAUAUGCCCAGUGGAAUUAAUGGAAUCCCUGGCGGUAGUCAUGACGAUCUCUGUCAAACUUCUCAGCCUCCUCCGAUCCACCUCAACAAUGAGCACAUGGAUCCGCUGCUGCUGCAGUACAAUCAGAAUCAUCAAGGCACCUAUGAACAUGCCGCUAUAUCGCCGGCUAAUAUCUACGGCUUUGAAGAUGCCAGUUACAUCUCCACUUCGAUGCCCUCUGGCCACUCUAGCCCGGCGGCUUACAUCGGAGAGUCAUGGGAAUACAUGGAUAACCCGGCUCCUCUAAGCUUCUAA
Penicillium waksmanii is the source of this 1431-nucleotide messenger RNA. Its product is annotated as HMG-box domain-containing protein. Bases 1 to 1431 code for a protein of 476 amino acids. The transcript has 3 exons. Gene Ontology annotation, cellular component: nucleus. The record is from RefSeq and is a predicted model, not a curated record. Gene Ontology annotation, biological process: regulation of transcription by RNA polymerase II. NCBI's taxonomy places the organism in Eukaryota, Fungi, Ascomycota, Eurotiomycetes, Eurotiales, Aspergillaceae. Gene Ontology annotation, molecular function: RNA polymerase II cis-regulatory region sequence-specific DNA binding; DNA-binding transcription factor activity, RNA polymerase II-specific.